AUGCCGCCCAGUCGCACCCUCCUCCUGGUCCUCUUAAGCUUGCUUACUCGUGUCAGCACUAUACAGUGGGAAGAAAAAAUUGUGAAGGUACUCGAACUGGAUUGCACGAAUGGGAAGGACCUUCCUCGGCACCCAAGCUUCAUUUGCGCUCAGCAGAAAUUCACACAGUGCACUAAACCCACAAGCCGACUGUGCCUCCACCUGAACAGGCAAUCCCAAAACAGAUUCGAACUGAUAAGAAAAAAGUUAGAAGGCAUAGGAGUGUUCCCAAAGGACAUCGAAGAGACUUUCGUCAAGGGGACGGGAAAAGGCGGGCAGAAGGUUAACAAAACGAAUAACUGUGUCAUGAUAAGAUAUGACAGCGGGACGGGGGAGAAAAUAAUAAUCAAAUGCCACAAGCACAGAUGUUUACAAAAAAACAGAAUAUACGCACGGGAGCUGCUGUACGACAAAAUUACUUCCAUCAGGGACAACCUGGAGGAUGCUAUUACUCACGAAAUUGAGAAAGAAAAGCGAAGAGUAUUAAAACCGACGGAUAGGGAAAAGAGGCAGUCAAUAAAUUAUAAGAAACGCAGAUCGGAGGUGAAAAACAAUCGGCAAAAGAGUUUUCGCUAUGAGGAUGACAUUGGUUGA
Molecule: messenger RNA, 633 nt
Organism: Plasmodium inui San Antonio 1
Lineage: Eukaryota; Apicomplexa; Aconoidasida; Haemosporida; Plasmodiidae
Exons: 4
Coding region: 1-633 (210 amino acids)
Biological process (GO): translational termination
Cellular component (GO): mitochondrion
Molecular function (GO): translation release factor activity
Source: RefSeq, a predicted model, not a curated record